Naumovozyma dairenensis CBS 421 is the source of this 2145-nucleotide messenger RNA. RefSeq names its product glutamine-dependent NAD(+) synthetase (gene QNS1). Gene Ontology annotation, biological process: NAD+ biosynthetic process. Gene Ontology annotation, cellular component: cytoplasm. The transcript has a single exon. The record is from RefSeq and is a predicted model, not a curated record. Gene Ontology annotation, molecular function: NAD+ synthase (glutamine-hydrolyzing) activity; glutaminase activity; ATP binding. The coding region runs from base 1 to 2145 and encodes 714 amino acids. NCBI's taxonomy places the organism in Eukaryota, Fungi, Ascomycota, Saccharomycetes, Saccharomycetales, Saccharomycetaceae.
AUGUCACAUUUGAUUACAUUAGCUACCUGUAAUUUAAAUCAGUGGGCCUUGGAUUUUGAAGGUAACAGGGAUCGUAUUCUAGAAUCUAUUAGAAUCGCUAAAGAAAGAGGGGCUAGAUUGCGUGUUGGUCCUGAAUUAGAAAUUACAGGAUAUGGUUGUUUAGAUCAUUUUUUGGAGAAUGACUUAUGUUUACAUUCGUGGGAAAUGUACGCCCAAAUUAUCAAAGAUCCUAAGACUCAUGAUAUACUUUUGGAUAUUGGGAUGCCAGUAUUACAUAAAAAUGUCCGCUACAAUUGUAGAUUACUUUCAAUGGAUGGGAAAAUAUUAUUUAUUAGACCUAAAAUUUGGUUAGCUAAUGAUGGGAACUAUAGAGAAAUGAGAUUCUUCACUCCAUGGUUAAAGCCUGGCGUUGUUGAAGACUUCGUUCUUCCACCAGAAAUUCAGAAGGUAACUGGUCAAAAAUCUGUUUCCUUUGGCGAUGCAGUCAUUGAAACGUUAGAUACUUGUAUUGGUGCUGAAACCUGUGAAGAAUUAUUUACACCACAAUCUCCAAAUAUUGCAAUGUCUUUAGACGGUGUUGAGAUUAUCACAAAUUCAUCUGGGUCUCAUCAUGAAUUGAGAAAAUUAAAUAAAAGAUUAGAUCUUAUUUUGAAUGCUACUAGUCGUUGCGGUGGGGUUUACCUGUACGCUAACCAACGUGGUUGCGAUGGUGAUAGAUUGUAUUAUGACGGCUGUGCUUUGAUUGCAGUCAAUGGUAAAGUUGUUGCGCAAGGGUCACAAUUUAGUCUAAAAGAUGUCGAAGUUGUCACUGCUACUGUGGAUUUAGAAUCUGUGAGAUCAUACCGUGCCUCGAUAAUGUCUAGAGGCUUACAAGCGUCAUCAUCUGAAUUGAAGUUUAAAAGGAUUGACCUCCCAGUUGAAUUAAGCCCAAUGACAUCAAGAUUCAACCCAUCUUUGACACCAACCAAAAGUCGUGAUAUCUUUUAUCAUAUUCCAGAAGAAGAAAUUGCUCUAGGUCCUGCCUGUUGGUUGUGGGAUUACUUAAGACGUUGUAAUGGUACUGGUUAUUUUUUGCCAUUAUCUGGUGGUAUCGAUUCGUGUGCUACUGCCAUGAUUGUCCAUUCAAUGUGUAGAUUAGUCGUUAAAGAAGUAUCAGAAGGGAACCAACAAGUUAUUUAUGAUGUAAGAAAACUAACACGUAGCUCUGAUGAUUGGAUUCCAACUGAUCCUCAAGAAUUAGCUAGCAAGUUUUUCCAUACAUGUUUUAUGGGGACGGAAAACUCAUCAAUUGAAACUAGAACAAGAAGCAAAGAACUAUCUAGACAUAUUGGGUCUUAUCACGUCGAUUUGAACAUGGAUUCCUUGGUCACUAGUGUUGUUUCUUUAUUUGAAGUUGCCACUGGGAAAAAACCCAUAUAUAAGAUAUUUGGUGGAUCUCAAACCGAAAACUUAGCACUACAAAAUAUUCAGGCUCGUUUGAGAAUGGUAUUGGCUUAUCUUUUUGCCCAAUUGUUACCAUGGGUACGUGGAAUUAAAAAUGCAGGUGGGUUGUUAGUUCUUGGGAGUGCGAAUGUUGAUGAAUGUUUAAGAGGUUAUUUAACCAAGUAUGAUUGUUCAUCCGCUGACAUUAACCCAAUCGGUGGUAUUUCUAAGACAGAUUUAAAAAGAUUCAUUGCAUAUGCUUCUAAAGAGUAUGAAAUGCCUCUUUUACAAGAAUUCUUAGAUGCAACACCUACAGCUGAAUUAGAGCCAACUACUAAAGAUUAUGUACAAUCUGACGAGAAAGAUAUGGGUAUGACAUACGAAGAAUUAAGUCUUUUUGGUUAUUUGAGAAAAGUAGAAAAAUGUGGUCCUUACUCUAUGUUUUUGAAAUUAUUACAUGAAUGGACUCCCAAAUUGACACCAACGCAAGUUGCUGAGAAAGUGAAAAGAUUCUUUUUCUUUUAUGCUAUUAAUAGACACAAGCAAACUGUGAUAACACCAAGUUAUCAUGCUGAGCAAUAUUCUCCUGAUGAUAAUAGAUUCGAUUUGAGACCAUUUUUAAUUAAUCCUCGUUUUACAUGGGCUUCAAAGAAGAUCGAUGAAGUUGUUAAACAAUGUGAAGCUAAUAACAGUAAAGAGUUAGAUAUCAUGUCCAUCGAUUAG